CGUGACGUUUUUAAAUUAACCUGGUGUGCAAGUUCCGGAAGGUUCGAUCAUUCUUGCGUUCCAGGCACGUAAUACACGCGAACAAAAGAAGAAUAAGUUGGAUGAGACAUUUUUUCAACGACGAUAUCGAUAUCGAUAUGGAUAGAUGAGCAAUACAGGAUGGCACGAGAGAGACGGGUUGUUUCUUGAGGGCGAUUUUUACUUCAUGCUUCGGCCUCAAGAUUGGUGAAUCAUUUUCCGCUCCAUGGACAGGCCAGUGAUUUGCAGCUUUCUUUAUUGGACAGACAAUCUAAGCAAGAGCAGCACAGGGAAUUUAGUCCGCGCGAGAAGGAACGGUUCUGAAGUUCUAAGAAGGAGCAGCAACAGGUCGACAGGGAUUUUAGUUUGUAGUAGCAAACAGCGGGAUUUAACAGCCGUUAGAAGGAGCGCUUUCGCUCGGGGAUUGUUCGAGAUGUCCAGGCCCAUCAAUCUCGUCCCGGCCUUCCUUUUAAGCUUCGCAGGCAGCUGGAUGACUGCAAACUACAGCCCGAGAGUGCUACUCAUGCCAGCUGUGUGGACAAGUUCAGCUUGUAGCGCUCUCAUAUUAGCAGCAUCAAUGCUCGUCAACGACUGCUACGAUCAUAUAUCUGGAACAGACGGUCUCAACAGAAGGAACUCGGCGUUGCUGAGUGGAGAAAUCACCACGGCUGAUGUUGGACUGGUUGCUGGAUGCAUCUACGGAGGCGUCAUGCUGGCAACUUGUUGCUUGGAGCAACCCAUCAUGAGGCUACUCAUCACACUCUCGGCGUACAUCACAUUUGUCUACACGCCGCUGGUCAAGAAGGUGACGCUGUUGAAGAACAUUGUCGUAUCCGGGGUGAUCGCCAGCGCCAUUUUUGCCGGGGGUCUUGCAGUGACACACGGUAGUGUUAGCGUGAUUCCUCAGAGAACUCUUGCUUCCAGCUUCUACCUUUUCUUGUCGAUUCUCGGCCGAGAGAUUCUUAUGGAUGUCAAGGACAUGGCUGGCGACAGAGUUACGGGAGUUCGCACCAUACCAGUCUGCUUCGGCGAGCAGACGGGCACUUGUGUAGCAGUACUGUGCGCAACAGCGGCAAAUCUUUUCCUGAUCCAAAUGGCUUGGUUGAGGAGGAAGUCGUGGUACGUCUCGUUAGUUUUGUCGAUUAUCAAUUCUGGCAUGCUUGCGUGUUUUAUCUCGAAACUUCCCACGUUUUCUCGUGACGAACUCAGUCAAGAUUACAUGCUUGUGAUGGCCUUGGGAACUAUAACCAUGGCAACGUCGUUAUAAUCGAGCUCCUUAUAAGGUGACAAGCCAUCCAUUUCUUGCUGA
This is a messenger RNA of Selaginella moellendorffii, 1327 nucleotides long. Its product is annotated as 4-hydroxybenzoate polyprenyltransferase, mitochondrial-like. Gene Ontology annotation, cellular component: membrane. The record is from RefSeq and is a predicted model, not a curated record. Lineage: Eukaryota; Viridiplantae; Streptophyta; Lycopodiopsida; Selaginellales; Selaginellaceae. Gene Ontology annotation, molecular function: transferase activity, transferring alkyl or aryl (other than methyl) groups. Bases 245 to 1285 code for a protein of 346 amino acids. The transcript has 3 exons.